CAAAUUCAGCUUUUGCCAAAAAAAAAAAUGCAGGUUGAUCAUCAUCAUCAUCAAACCUCUUCUGGUCAUAAUAUUGAUCAGAAAUAUUCCCAGAAGAAGAAGUUUUUCAUCAAUUAUUCAGUCCUAAUUAUGAAUAAUAUCAAAGGGCCAUUUCGCGUCAUAACAACGACACUCCUCAGCCUCUUACUUCCGCUGUCGUUUCUCCUCCUGGCAAGGCUUUCCUCCGUUCGUUUCGUCUUAAGCCUCACCUCUUUUCCCUCCCCAGAACCCUCCACUUUCUUCUCCAUUUUCCUCUGCACAAACCCAGCUCUCCUUUACUCUCUCGUCUCCACUGUAAGCAUUUCAACUCUCAUUCACAAUCUCACAGGUAACAAACUCACUCUCUUAAGCCCUUCUUCUUCUUCUGAUCAUCAUGAUCAAAAUUAUAUUCGACGUCCAAGAUUAUACGCUUCAUGGUUUUUUCUCUGCACGCUUCAAGUCUGCGUCGGGUUAGGAAUCGAAGGAAGCGUGGCUUUAGGGACGGAUUAUAGUUUCUCGAGCUUUAAUGGUACGGACAAGAGGACGUUGUUCAGUAGAGUGAUAUUUUUCCUUGGUUUGCAUGAGACGAUGAUUCAUUGGUCAAGACUGGGGGUGAGGCCGGUGGUGGACGACACUAUUUUCGGUGUCGUUUCGACGACCGAGAAGUGGGUUCAGAGAGGGGCCAUGGCCGGAGGUUUUACGAGCCUUUGGUAUUGGAGGAUGAGGGAUGAGAUUGAGUCGUUGGUGGUGGUGGCUGAGAUCAAAGGAGAGAUGUCCAUGGCCGUUGGAUUGGGUGACUUUGCUGGGUGGUGGUUGUAUUAUCUGACGGUGACGGUUGGGAUGGUUAGGCUUGUUAAGGGUCUUAUGUGGGUUGGCAUGUCUUUGUUUUGUUGUAGGAGGUCAUUGGGAUUAACAUUAGAUGAUGAUGAUGAUGAAAAUCAUGAUCACGAAGACAAAGUCUGA
Morus notabilis is the source of this 981-nucleotide messenger RNA. RefSeq lists its product as uncharacterized. The transcript has a single exon. The record is from RefSeq and is a predicted model, not a curated record. Bases 28 to 981 code for a protein of 317 amino acids. NCBI's taxonomy places the organism in Eukaryota, Viridiplantae, Streptophyta, Magnoliopsida, Rosales, Moraceae.